Messenger RNA from Sphaeramia orbicularis (orbiculate cardinalfish), 5367 nucleotides. RefSeq names its product RNA-binding motif, single-stranded-interacting protein 3. Gene Ontology annotation, molecular function: RNA binding. The record is from RefSeq and is a predicted model, not a curated record. NCBI's taxonomy places the organism in Eukaryota, Metazoa, Chordata, Actinopteri, Kurtiformes, Apogonidae. Gene Ontology annotation, cellular component: ribonucleoprotein complex. The coding region runs from base 1275 to 2558 and encodes 427 amino acids. The transcript has 14 exons.
CCCCUCUCAGUUACAUGCACAGUCACACACAUACCACACGCACACAUCACCACCACAGCCACAACCGCCGCCGCUGCUGCCGCCGCCGCUGCCGCCACCACACACACACACAGACAGUGACGGCUGCCAGGCGCAGUGGGAAGCAAGCCGUCAGGGAGAGAGCUGGAGAAGAAAGAGAGGGAUCGCAGAGGGGAAAGAGAAGAAAAGAGAAGAGAGUUGGAGGAGGCACCUUGUGGAUCAGAAGGGAUUUUCCUCUGUGUGAGUGCGCGUCUGGAUAAGGCUAUCUGCUUUUUCCUGAGCGAGAGGAGUUUCUACUGAGGCUUUUUUUUUUUUUUGCUCAUCCUCCAUACCGGGCUCCAGCUAUAUCUACCUAUCUAUCCCCGGAGCUUAACAAAAGAGGGAGGGAGUAAGAGAGAGUGAGAAAAAAGGCAGUCACAGCUUCAGCUCCAGACCACCCUCUCUCCUCCUCCUCCUCCUCCUCCUCCUCCUCCUCUUCUCCUCUCGAGCUCCACAUCCAUGUGUGAGUUCAUCGCUGAUUCCCCUGUCUUUUGAGGAUAGAACAGAGGACAGCGUGUGUUCUUCAGGAUACAGCCAAGCUCCUGGUGGGAUCAGGGUCGUCUGGUGUGAGAGAGAGAGAGAGAGGGAGGAAGAACGAGACAGGGAAAACGGAUACACAGGAAGAGAGAGAAAGAGACAAGAGAGAGACGCUGGAAAGCAAAUAGAGGGGCAUGUUCAGGGCAGCAGAGGAGGAGAAGAAGAAGAAGUGUGAGUCUGAUUUUUAGAGCGGAGUGUGCAAGGAACCGGCAACCGGAUCCCAUCCAUUCCUCCUCCCUCCUCCUCCUCCUCCUCAUCAUCCUCUUUUUCUUUCCUCUCCUUUUACCCUGUUCUCCAUCCUACUGUUCAGUCACCCCUAUUGUUUCCUAUAUUGCCUCCUACUACCCUUCCACAUCUUCCUUUUCUCACUCUUCACCUCUAUCUCUUCCAUCACCUCCGGAUCAUCCCCGUCUUCCCAGACCCACCAGAAGAAUGGUUUUAAAAGAUACUCUAUAAGCUGCUGGACAAGUGGACAGACUGAAAUCCGCAAGUAUCCCUCCGUCCGUCCAUCCCUCCUGCUGUGUGUUCAUCACACACCUCCACCAGCAAGAGGAAAACAUUCUCUUUUUGCAUCUUUGACUCUUGGAAACAGUCGUCUGAAGGAUCCAGGCCACCCCCUUAAAGUGAUCGUACAAGCUUCUAUCUCCAGACUCCAGGACAUUCAACUGGAUUCCAGCUACAUGGGAAAACGUUUGGAGCAGCAGCCAAUGUACCCCCACUACACCUACUACUACCCCCACUAUCUCCAGACCAAGCAGUCCUAUGCUCCUCCCCCACCACCCAUGGCCCCGCCCAGUCCAGGUACCACAGGAGGAGGUGGUGGAGGUGGAGGAGGUGGUGGAGGUCAAGGAGGAGGGUUAGCGGAGCAGCUUAGUAAGACCAACCUGUACAUCAGAGGUCUGCCACCCGCCACCACGGACCAGGACCUCAUCAAACUCUGCCAGCCAUAUGGGAAGAUUGUAUCAACAAAGGCCAUCCUGGACAAGAACACCAAUCAAUGCAAAGGCUAUGGCUUUGUGGACUUUGACAGCCCUGCAGCAGCCCAGAAGGCUGUGGCCUCCCUCAAAGCCAGCGGAGUCCAAGCACAGAUGGCCAAGCAACAGGAGCAGGAUCCCACCAACCUUUAUAUCUCUAACCUGCCGGUGUCCAUGGACGAGCAGGAGCUAGAGAACAUGCUUAAGCCUUUUGGUCACGUCAUUUCUACGCGAAUACUGAGAGAUGCCAACGGUUUGAGCAGAGGAGUCGGCUUUGCGAGGAUGGAGUCGACGGAGAAGUGUGAUGUGGUGAUUCAAAAUUUCAAUGGGAAAUUCCUGAAAACCCCUCCAGGCAUGACAGCCCCUGCAGAGCCACUGCUGUGCAAGUUUGCUGACGGAGGCCAGAAGAAGAGGCAGACCCAGGUCAAAUAUCCCCAGAAUGGCCGACCAUGGACAAGAGAAGGAGAGAGCGGUAUGGCGCUGACAUAUGAUCCCACCACGAUGCAGAACGGGUUCUACUCUUCACCGUACAGCAUCUCAACCAAUCGGAUGAUUGCGCAGACAUCAAUCACACCCUUCAUCGCUGCCUCUCCUGUCUCCACAUAUCAGGUCCAGAGUACAUCUUGGAUGCCACAUCAACAGUAUGUUAUGCAACCUACAGGUGCUGUGAUCACCCCAGCCGCGGCCAUAGAACCCAGUUUGUCUCUUCACCCCUCCAGUGUAAUGGCUCCUCUCACCCAGCAGAUGAACCACCUGUCUCUGGGCAGUACAGGCACUUACAUGCCUGCUGCAGCCGCUGCUCCUAUGCAAGGAACCUACAUUCCCCAGUACACUGCAGUGCCUGCGUCUGCCAUCACAGUGGAAGGCGUGGUGACAGAAGCAUCUCCACAGACAGCCCCCUCCUCACAGGACGGCAGUGGGCAGCAGCCUUUAUCAGUGGACAACACAGCAGAUCAUGCCACAGCCUAUUCUUACCAGCAGACUAAAUAACAAGAUGGGUAAGAAUCAUUGCUGCAUUGCCCUUAGAAGGACUGCACUGCACUGGAGAUGGAGAGAAUCAAAACGAAACCCGGACAAAAAAAAAAAAAAUGGUGACACGGAUAACACUGAGCGGAGAAUGCUUCAACUGUGCACAAAUAAAAGACCAAAACGAAGAAAAAAUCUAUUAUAUUUCUUACCCGAGGGAACCAAGAAAAAGACAGAGGAAAAAGAAUGAUGUUUUGCUGAACUUUUAGGACAAUGAAAUCAAACGCAGUCUGCAACUUUGGGUUUAUUAUUUCUCACCAUGAGACUGGACUUUGCCUCCAAGAGAAGACUGAAAUCUAAACUCAACAACACGCUGUACAGAAAAGAAAAAAGAACAUUUGAAUGUGCAGGUAGAUUUUCAGACUUUUUUUAUUAAAAAAAUAAGGAAGGAAGCAGAGUCUAGAAAAAAAAAACAGGUUGUCUUCCUUUCAUAUUAAGCUAUAUUAUUUUCAUUCUUUUUAUUAUUUGAGUAGUUUUCUAGAAUGUCAAUGUUUUCGUAAAUCUUUAUUGCCUUAAUUUUCUCAAACAUUGGGAAAAAAAAGUUUCCAUUGUGUUGAAUUAUGAAAAAAGACAAAGUUUGAAUGAUUUGAGAGGUUCUUGGAGAUUCAAGAGCCGUGGAGAUGAAAUCUACAAAGCUAUCUGUACAGGUUAAAAAAAAAAAAGGUUGUGUUUGUAUGAAGAUGACUUUUAAAUUAUGUGGUGCAGUGCAGCUGAUGUUGGUUGGUAGGAAAAAAAAACUCUAAUGCGACUUAUGGGAAGUCCACUGCUUCUUAAAAAAAAUGCAGUUUAUUCAUAGGAUGAACAUUUUGUUCCUUCAUGCAAUUUUUGUUUUUUAAAAUUUUUUUCAUUCAAUCGACUGUUUUAUUUCUUUGUUUUUUGCUUGCAGUAUUUUUACCUUCAAAAGUUUUUGCUUUGCCUGCUUCGUGUGUCUCAAUGCAAAAAGUAAAAAAAAAAAAAAAAAAAAAAAAAAAGGAACAUUUCUGACUUAAACAAAAAGCAGAAAGAAAUGCUAGGAUUUUUAAAUGUGCAAAAAGCAAUAGUUUUAGUAAAACUGUUGACAGUUUCUUGAGUCUUUCUUAACUGUUGAACAACCGCAGCCUACAGGUGGCAUAUUUUAUACCAAAGAUGAAGAAACUAGGUAUUGAAGAGAUCUUCCUUAAGUUGCUUUUCCUUUAUUUUUUCACCUCUGUGACUGAGAUUUUUGUUUGUUUUUUUUUUCUUCUCAUGCUGUUGUGCGAGGUAAUUUUAUCUGUGAGUGGGAACUUGCAGUAGGUCUUUAAAGGGGCUGAAGCCCGAACAAAUACACAAAUGCCUCAACCGGAAGAGUGUGCUCUGAGAUGUUUUGUUUUGUCAUGCAAUUUAACGUGGCGAUGAUCUGACGUGGCGUUGUAACACCUGUCCAGAGACCAGACAUCCUGUGGUGUGGAGAUAGUGGAAAAGGUAAGUAUAUUACUGACAAUAAAUUGGGUUUCUUUAUUUUAUCGUAGAGGCUGAAAUGCAUAACCUCCUGAGAACCAGCAAUGCAUUUUCUUGUCCUCUGUAGGGGACAAAAUUUUCACCGUUUUACUUCAAAAAGGCUGUCCAUGGCAAAGGACAUUCCAGUAAAAAAUAAAUAAAUAAAUAAAAAUAAUUUCAAAAAUGUAUCUGAAAAAUGUGUUGCAUUAUGCUGAUUCCAAUCAAGACAAUUGUUUAAUGUAAAAAAGCCAAAACUUUCAUUUUCCUGGGUCUCAGGAGGAUAUUAUUGCUGUUUACUCUUAGGAUUGUACACACCUGAAUACACCGUCUUUAGGCUGCACUGACCAUCCCUAAAUAUUCAUUUUAAACAGUUAUUUGUCACUAUGAUAAAACUAGAUUUCAUUAUUCUGAAAACCACACUUUCAGGCCAACAAGCCAUUCAAAUGUGAGCAGGGAGUUCAUCUCUGCGAGAGGAAAGGGCAUUUCUGUUCAACUAAAUCAUUUCAGCUUAUGUGCAUUCUCCUGAGAACACAAGGAGGACUUUUUUUUUUGUUUGUUUUCUUGAAAUUUUCUUCUGUUGUAUUUUUUAUUUUUUGUGUGUGUGAGCUGCUAAAUACUUUUAAGUACCGGGGAGUGAGGUAGUUAUGAGUCGGGUGGGGUGUGUAAGAGGUGCACCUAAAAAGUCAGAGUGUGUUAAAUAAUAAAAAAUAAAAAAAUAAAUUGUAUGAUUGGAUGUGAAAGAAGAGGCUUGUUUCCGCUCUCAGCCAUUGAACUCAAUCGAACGCUGAAACGGCUCUCUUCUAUUUCUAAUAAGCAGAAUUGAAAAUGAGCAAAUGUGUUUGCAUUUGUAAAAAUAUUAAGAACAAAACUCCUUCUGGGCUGCAUCCUCUAAACCCCACCCACCUGCUUACCCUUCACCAAUGACAGGAAGCUAACGGAGACAGAGGGGUCGACCUGAAACUAGAAAAAUCAUGGUGAACCAAAACCGAGCAGAAAACAAACAUCUAUUGGAAAAUAAAUUAUUGUAAGGAAAGAGAGAGAGUAAAACAUCAAAACAAAACAACAAAAAAAAAAAUAAGUGAGAACAAAAGUUGUAUUUAUGAGAUCUUUUUUGUACAGGUGUGUAAAAGAAGAUGCAACAGAAAUACUUUGAUGAUGCUAUUUUUUUAUUUGCUUGGUCACAUGCCUCCCAUGUCUUUCAAAUUGUGAUUCUGAGAGUGUCUGUAGAACCAGUGGAUAUUGCUGUAGUUUCAAAUGUCUCUUUUUUCUUUUUGUUUUCUUUUUAGACAAAUCUUUCAAUAAAAAAAUGUUUCAAACA